GUGAAGCGAACACGUUUGAUGGGGAGCGCUGCUUGUACGGUGCGCUGAGCGACCCCAUCCGCAGAUUGCUAAAGGAAUACAAGCGAAUCACAGCAAAGUGUAUGCAGAGAGAUUAUUAUGAUGACUUCUUACAAAGGCUCAUGGAGCAAGGCUCCUACAGCGACACCAUGUUCCUGGUCCACGGGAUGUCAUUCUGUACUCACCGCUGCGUCCUCGGUGCCCGAAGUCCGUAUUUUGCUGAAAUGUUUGAAAGCAAGUGGAAGGGGAAGAAUAUGAUUGCUCUCACGCAUCCGCUGAUCAAUCCAGCAGCCUUUGGCUCCAUUCUUCAGUACCUGUACACAGGUCGCAUGGACAUCGACGUGGAGCACGUGGAGGAUUGCAAGAGGCUGGCUAAGCAGUGUCGGCUGCAGGAUCUCAUUGAAGACCUGGAGGAGAAAUGUAAAAAGGUUUAUGAAUUUGUGUCUUCCAAGCCAGGAACGUGUGUAAAGGUUCUAACUGUGGAACCGUCUGGAAAUGGGCGUCUGCAGGAAGAAUUGGCGAUGUUGGCGGACUGCGCGGUUCCGGCUGAGCUAAGGGUGGGGUUCGGCGAACUGCCAUUUGACAGUACAGAUAAUUUCUGCAGCUACCCUGACCUCUGUUUCCAGAUCCAGGGUUACAACUUCCUGUGCCACAAGUCGUUUUUCUGUGGCCGGAGCGAUUACUUCAAAGCUUUGCUGCAAGAUCACUUCUGUGAGAGCCAGGAGCUGCAGAGCCAGCCCAGCAUCCCGGUGAUAACCCUGCACAACAUCAAUGAGGAGACCUUCAUGCGGGUCCUGUACUACAUCUACAGUGAUGACACAGAGCUGUGUCCGGAGAACGCUUACGAGGUGCUGUGCAUCGCCGACCUGUAUCUGCUUCCAGGACUGAAGCGGCUGUGCGGGAAAGUGUUGGCACAGAUGCUGGACGAGGACAGCGUCAUCGGGAUAUGGAAGACGGCAAAACUCUUUCAGCUGACACGCCUGGAAGAUCAGUGUACGGAGUACAUGGCCCGAAUCAUCGAGAAGUUGGCUGAUUCAGACGAGUUUUCGGCCGCAGUGCAAGAAGACGCAGCUGCAGUUGAGGAACGGCAAGAGACUGACUCCAUCCCAUUGAUUGAUGACAUUCGCUUCCAUAUUACCAGCAACGUACAGACCUACAGCGCCAUUGAAGAGGCGAACCAGCGACUAGAGGUGCUGGAGAACCUGCUGGGGAGUUUAGGGUUAGAGUGCUGAGCAAACAAGGGGCAAAUGUUGUACUGAUAUGUUUA
Messenger RNA from Nanorana parkeri, 1285 nucleotides. RefSeq names its product ankyrin repeat and BTB domain containing 1 (gene ABTB1). Bases 102 to 1250 code for a protein of 382 amino acids. The record is from RefSeq and is a predicted model, not a curated record. Gene Ontology annotation, molecular function: protein binding. Gene Ontology annotation, cellular component: ubiquitin ligase complex; cytoplasm. The transcript is spliced from 9 exons. NCBI's taxonomy places the organism in Eukaryota, Metazoa, Chordata, Amphibia, Anura, Dicroglossidae.